UGUCAUCCUCACUCAACUGAACUCACAUUUGUCAACAUGUCCUACAACUGCUGCUCCAGAAACUUCUCCUCCUGCUCCCUCGGGAGCUACCUGCGCUACCCAGGCUCCUCCUGUGGCUCUUCCUACCCCAGCAGCCUGGUCUACAGCACCAACCUCUGCUCUCCCAGACCCUGCCAGCUGGGCUCCUCUGUCUACAGGGGCUGUCAGACGACCCGCUGUGAGCCUGCCAGGUGCCAGACGUGCCGUGUGGUGUCCAGCCCCUGCCAGGUGUCCUGCUACCGCCCGAGGACCUCCACACUCUGCAGUCCCUCCCUGUCAACUUAUUCUGGAUCUGUGGGCUGUGGGUCCAAUAGAGGCUACUCCCUCGGCUGUGGAUCUAGAAGCUUCUGCUCCCUGGGCUGUGGAACCAGUGGCUUCAAACCUCUGGGUUAUGGAGUCUGUGGCUUCCCUUCCCUGAGAUAUGGGUCUAGAUUCUGCUGCCCAACCUACUUGGCUUCUAAGACCUUCCAGUCUUCUUGUUACAGGCCAACCUAUAGAUCAGCCUUCUGUAGGUCAACUUGUUGAGUUUCCACUUUUUGAGUAAAAUGUUUCAGUCUUUACUCAGAGUUGCUGUUGUAGGAUUUUUUCGGUAAUAUUAGCUAACCCUGCUUAUCACCAACUCUUUGCCUUCUGGCAUCAAACACUGGCUGACAGACUAGUUAUUUCAGAAGUGAAAUUAAUGCAUGACAAAAAUAUUGAGGUCAGUAUUUGUAAUUUGGAAGCAAUUGAUUCAGAAUUUAUAAUUCUUCUUACAAAAUGUGCUGAAAUUCAGUUUUGUUUGUCCUAAUAAACUCAUUCACUCUUGCAUCUGA
Molecule: messenger RNA, 851 nt
Organism: Manis pentadactyla (Chinese pangolin)
Lineage: Eukaryota; Metazoa; Chordata; Mammalia; Pholidota; Manidae
Product: keratin-associated protein 13-2-like
Exons: 1
Coding region: 37-564 (175 amino acids)
Source: RefSeq, a predicted model, not a curated record